AUGCGAAAUUUUCUAAUUGGCCUGGUGUUUUUGGCCCUGAUUUGGGUGGAGGUGGAUGCCCGUCUGGUGAGGGUUCGCCGGAUCAGAAGAUUGGUCGGCGCCACUGAGCGGGAUGCCCAGAUAACAGACUUCCGGGUUUCACCCCAGGAUGACGAAGGAGUGUUCAAGUUCGCCUUCAAGACCAGCAAUGGAAUCGAUGUGCAAGCGGCAGGAUCUCCGCUGGAGACCAUUGGCAUCUAUAGCUACACCUCACCGGAGGGCGUUCCCAUCGAGACGCGCUACAUAGCCGAUGAACUGGGUUUCCAUGUAGUGGGUCGUCAUCUUCCACAGCCACCGCCCACUCCGGACUAUAUCCUGCGAUCCUUGGAAUACAUUCGCACACACACCGAGGAUGGCAAGCUAAAGAAGCCGCACUUCUUGUGA
Drosophila santomea is the source of this 423-nucleotide messenger RNA. RefSeq names its product pupal cuticle protein Edg-78E (gene Cpr78Cb). NCBI's taxonomy places the organism in Eukaryota, Metazoa, Arthropoda, Insecta, Diptera, Drosophilidae. The transcript has 2 exons. Bases 1 to 423 code for a protein of 140 amino acids. The record is from RefSeq and is a predicted model, not a curated record. Gene Ontology annotation, cellular component: chitin-based extracellular matrix. Gene Ontology annotation, molecular function: structural constituent of chitin-based larval cuticle.